This is a messenger RNA of Sceloporus undulatus (fence lizard), 596 nucleotides long. RefSeq names its product lysine-specific demethylase 2B-like. The annotation marks the transcript as partial. Gene Ontology annotation, biological process: protein demethylation; regulation of transcription by RNA polymerase II. The record is from RefSeq and is a predicted model, not a curated record. Gene Ontology annotation, molecular function: transcription coregulator activity; histone demethylase activity. The transcript is spliced from 4 exons. Lineage: Eukaryota; Metazoa; Chordata; Lepidosauria; Squamata; Phrynosomatidae.
AAGCGGAGCCUCCGCUGCUCCCCCCCCCCCAAGAGACCCCCUCCCCAGCCAGGAUGGCUUGAGCGCCUCGGCCGAGCCUUCAGAGCCCCCGAUUCCCCCAAACCAACCCAAGGAGGGGCUUUGAGCCAGAACUUGGGGGUGUUGGCUUCCCUCCUUCCAAGACUCGGAGGGGUUUCCCUGCCCUGCCCCCUCCUCUUUGGGGGCCAAGCCCGAGAGGAACCCGAGCCGGAGCUUCCCCGCAGGACCCCAGAGGAGGCAACGCUUGACUCGGAGACAUGAACCUCUCCGGAAGAUGGAGACGGAGACAGAAUCGGGGCGAAGGCUGCGACCCGUCGGCCGGAGGCUCUACGACGAGAACGAGGACCUGUCCGACGUGGAGGAGAUCGUCAGCGUCCGGGGCUUCAGCCUCGAGGAGAAGCUGAGGAGCCCCCGCUUCGGCGCCCGCUUCGUCCGCCCCAUGCAGGGCCCAGAUUUCACUUUUGAGUAUGUGCAGCGAGAAGCCCUCAGAGUCCCCCUCGUCUUCAGAAGUAAGGAUGGACUGGGAAUUAAGAUGCCGGACCCAGACUUCACUGUGCGAGAUGUCAAGCUACUUGUGG